This is a messenger RNA of Sorghum bicolor (sorghum), 2271 nucleotides long. RefSeq lists its product as uncharacterized. Bases 61 to 1998 code for a protein of 645 amino acids. Gene Ontology annotation, biological process: rRNA processing. Gene Ontology annotation, molecular function: metalloendopeptidase activity. Lineage: Eukaryota; Viridiplantae; Streptophyta; Magnoliopsida; Poales; Poaceae. The transcript is spliced from 12 exons. The record is from RefSeq and is a predicted model, not a curated record.
UACAUGUUCAAAUGCCCAAGCUAGUGAACUGAAGAUCCCAUUUCGUAAUUUAGAGAGGUGAUGAUGAAGGAGUGCGAGCAAACCCUGAUCGGCGGAAACAUGUUCCGUACGAAUCAAAAUUGGACGAGCCAAACAAACCAACCAAAACCCUCUCCCGUCGUCCUGCUCCCUCUCUCCCGCCGCCACACGACCGGGAGCACGGCCAUGGCGCGCAUCGUGUCUCGCGCGCUCCCGUUCGCCUCGCGCUCGUCCCUCCACCUCCCGCUACCGUCGCCCUUCCCCGGCGCGGCGCUGCUGCGUUCCGCCGCCACGGCGCCGCCCCUGCCCCCCGCUGCCAGGGCUGCACUCGCGGCCUCGCUGCUCUCCUGGGGCGGGCACACGGGCAACCCUGAGCCCUCGAUAGCGGCACCGCCGCCGUUCGCAGGGUUCCUCGCCGGAAUCCGCGGGUUCCGCAAGGGGCGGGGCGGACAGGCGUCGGCGAAGCGGUCGCAGCCUCAGGACGCACCGCCACCCCCGCCCCCACCCCCGCCGAAGGAGAGCGAGAUCGAGCUCAUCGCUCGCAUCGGCGUCGAGGAGGACAUGCCCGAUGACCCAGAAGUGCUGAACAUUGUAGAAAUCUUAAAGUUAAAUGUCCCAAUGGCAAUGAAGAUUGCACUUGAUGGACUUCUGGAUUCCAGCUACAGCACCCGAGAUACAUCAAUAAGUGAUGUUGGGAAGUAUGAUAAGGUUGAGGUUUCUGUAUUGCUAUGCAAUGGUAACUUCAUCCAAGAUCUUAACAAAGAAUGGAGAGGCGAAAACCGCACUACUGAUAUGCUCUCAAUGUCCCAGUACAUUCCAGAUCUUGAUGUUCCCAUUCUAAUGUUAGGUGAUAUAGUAAUAUCUGUUGAGGCAGCUGCAAGGCAAGCUGAGGAGAAAGGUGUUACACUUCUUGAUGAAGUGCGGGUUCUAGUGGUUCGUGGCAUAUUACAUCUUCUUGGUUUCCAACACGAGUCGAGCAAUGAGGCUGCAGCAGAAUUUGAGAAGGAGGAGCAGCUCAUUUUAAAAAGUCUAAGGUGGAAAGGAAAAGGUCUAGCUAAGAGUGCUUUGGAUUCAAGCAAGCCUCAAACAGAUUCAUUGGAUGGGCAAGUGACGAAUGGUCUGAAGAAAGCUGGCAGCCUAAGAUUUUACAAACCAAAAUUCAAAUAUAUUUUUUGUGAUAUGGAUGGCACACUGCUCAACAGUAAAAGUCAAGUUACAGCAAGGAAUGCAGAAGCUCUAAGGGAAGCUAGGUCAAGAGGAGUAAACAUAGUUAUUGCCACUGGAAAGGCACGUUCUGCUGUGAUUGAUGCUCUUAGUAUGGUGGACUUAUCUGGAAGAACUGGCAUUGUUUCAGAAUCAUCACCUGGUGUAUUCCUUCAGGGUCUGUUGGUUUAUGGUUUGGAAGGGAGACAGAUUUAUAAAAGAAAUUUGGACCAAGAAGUAUGUAGAGAGGCACUCUUAUAUUCUUUGGAGAACAAGAUACCAUUAGUAGCAUUUAGUCAGGAUCAUUGUUAUUCUGUGUUUGACCACCCUUUGGUCGAUUCUCUCCAUUACAUAUACCAUGAACCUAAGGCUAAAAUAGUGUCAUCUAUUGAUCAGCUUUUAGAAACAGCUGAGAUACAAAAAGUAUUGUUCCUUGAAACUCCUGAGGGAAUUUCGUCUGCAUUGAGACCAUACUGGGCAAAGGCGAUAGAGGGAAGGGCCCAUGUUGUUCAGGCACAACCUGAUAUGCUUGAACUUGUACCGCCUGCAACUUCGAAAGGCAAUGGUGUGAAGAUUCUGUUGAACCAUCUUUCCAUUAGUCCGGAUGAGGUAAUGGCAAUUGGUGAUGGAGAAAAUGACAUUGAAAUGUUGCAACUAGCUUCGUUUGGUGUUGCUCUUGCAAAUGGAUCUGAUAAGACUAAAGCAGUGGCAAAUGUAAUUGGUGCCACUAAUGAUGAAGAUGGAGUUGCACAGGCUAUUUAUGAAUAUGCUUUCUAACAACACUGAAUCAUUUUGGACUGGAUUCAUAUCUGUUCUUUUGAUUCCCCAUUUUCCCUGUAUUCAACACAGAAGUCAAGUGGUUCCAAGUACACCGUUCGAAGAAUUACAGUGGAGUGCGACCUCAAUGUAGGGUUAGAAUUUUUGAAUUGUUGGCCUGUAAUAAUUUUUUGUUGGCAGGCACUGAAAUCCAGCUCCACAUACUCUUAUAAUUGGAAUAUGUAAUCGGAUUACUAUUUUCUCAAAUUUGUAUGUAGGCGUUCCUUUUUUUUU